Messenger RNA from Acanthopagrus latus (yellowfin seabream), 2708 nucleotides. RefSeq names its product BRF1 RNA polymerase III transcription initiation factor subunit b (gene brf1b). Gene Ontology annotation, biological process: transcription by RNA polymerase III; DNA-templated transcription initiation; transcription preinitiation complex assembly. The coding region runs from base 285 to 2402 and encodes 705 amino acids. Gene Ontology annotation, cellular component: transcription preinitiation complex; nucleus; transcription factor TFIIIB complex. Gene Ontology annotation, molecular function: TBP-class protein binding; RNA polymerase III type 3 promoter sequence-specific DNA binding; RNA polymerase III general transcription initiation factor activity. The record is from RefSeq and is a predicted model, not a curated record. The transcript has 19 exons. Lineage: Eukaryota; Metazoa; Chordata; Actinopteri; Spariformes; Sparidae.
CCGGAUUCUGUGACGUCAGUGAGCCGCGCCAUAGGAAGAAAACAAACCUUCCGAAAGACCGAUCAGAAUCUCUGAUCAAUUAUUAGUAUAGAAACGUUAAACCGGUUCAGUAAACAGUUAAUGGUGGUGCGUGGGUCGAUAUGACAGAAGAAGAAAAUGGGUUCUGAUGGAAAAAUAAGACUGGACGCCCGAACUGCUCCGUCCUAUUUCUAACCGCCAGACCGACUCUGUUGUGUGUUGACUGGUUUCUGCUGUCGGUGUGUUGACCUCAGAACUGGUCCACCAUGAGCUCCAGGGUGUGCCGGACCUGUGGGGGGUCAGAUAUAGACGUGGAUCAGGCCCGGGGCAGCGCGGUGUGCACCAGCUGUGGUUCUGUUCUCGAGGACAACAUCAUCGUCUCCGAGGUCCAGUUUGUGGAGGGAAGUGGAGGAGUUUCAUCUGCUGUGGGACAGUUUGUCUCUGCUGACGGUCCAGUCAAAGCUCCUCUUCUUGGUUCUGGUUUUCACACCAGUGUUGGGAAAGAGUCCAGGGCCCAAACCCUGCAGGGUGGUAAGCGUCAGAUCCAGCAGCUGGGCAGUCAGCUGCAGUUGAACCAGCACUGUUUGGACACGGCCUUCAACUUCUUCAAGAUGGUCGUCAGUAAACAUCUGACACGAGGACGCAAGACGGAGCACGUCAUCGCCGCGUGCCUCUACCUUGUGUGUCGCACUGAGGGGACGCCACACAUGUUGCUGGACCUGAGUGACCUGCUGCAGGUGAACGUUUACAUCCUGGGGAAAACCUUCCUGCUGCUGGCUCGUGAGCUCUGCAUCAACGCACCUGCCAUCGAUCCUUGCCUGUACAUCCCUCGGUUCGCUCAUAUGUUGGAGUUCGGGGUGAAGACUCAUGAGGUUUCCAUGACGGCUCUUCGUCUUGUUCAGAGGAUGAAGAGGGACUGGAUGCACACGGGACGCCGACCCUCUGGUCUCUGUGGAGCAGCUCUCCUGGUGGCUGCUCGAAUGCAUAAGUUUCGUCGCACAGUGAAGGAUGUAAUCAGUGUGGUCAAAGUCUGCCAGACGACUCUGAGGAAGAGAUUAACAGAGUUUGAGGACACGCCCACCAGUCAGCUGACCAUCGAUGAGUUCAUGAGAGUAGAUCUGGAGCAGGAAUGUGAUCCACCCUCCUUCAUCGCUGGACAGCACAAAGCAAAAAUGCAGCAGCUGGAACAGGAGCUCGCCAGGAAGCUGGAUGAUGUCGAAGGAGAGAUCAGCUGCUACAAGGACGAGAUUGAGACCGAGCUGGAGAAGAGUCGACCCAAACUGAGGGGAAUCUACGCCGCCUACGCCAAAGAAAUCGACCCAGAGGACGCAGAGGUUUUGUCCUUGACCUCUGACCCCGAGGAGCCAGAAGUUGAAGACAGUGAGCUCAGAGUUGCCACUCAACAACUGACUCAGGACUUCCUGUGUCAGGUGAUCCAGGAGGAAGAGGGGCGGGGCAAGAAGAAAGAUGACAGCAAUAAAGAGCCAGGGUCAGAGAAGGACGGGGAAGGCUCUCAGCGUCAGGCCGCCCCUCUAGCUGUCAUCCUGGGAAAGCUGCCGAACGCCACCAGCCUCCUCCAACCGACCUGUGAUGAGUCAGAGACGAGCGAGAAACCAGAUGAUGAGCAGUCAGAGGGUGGAGAGCUCGACCUGGACGGCAUCGAUGAUCAGGAGAUUGAUAAGUACAUCCUGAAUGAGAGGGAGGUGGAGGUGAAGACGGAGCUGUGGAUGAAACAGAAUGCAGAAUACCUGGAAGAGCAGAAAGAGAAAGAGGAGAGGAUAAAGAAAGAGAAAGAACAGGGGACAUAUAAAGAGAAGCCGAAGAAGUCGAAGAAGAAGAAGGAGCAGAUUGAGGCAUCGACGGCGGGCGAGGCCAUCGAGAGGAUGUUGGAGAAGAAGAAGAUCUCCAGUAAGAUCAACUACGAAGUCCUCAGAGACCUGAACAGCAGAGGGACAGGAAGUGGGGGGGGCAGCAGUCCCAGCAGAGCCUCCUCCGACCCCCCCGACGUCAACACCGCCACCCGCAAACGACUCAGCCGCCGCCGCCGCAAGAAGAGCAGCGACACCAACCGAGACCUCGCAGCCAAUGCCAGCAUCAUGGGGAAGAGGGUCCGCCUCCUGAUAUCCUCCACACCGAAGAAGAAGAAAACAGCCGUCCAGGCAGAAAACUCUGUCACCAUGACAACAGAAACAACAACAACAACAACAACAGAGGCUGUCGCUGAGGUGACCCCUGACCCUGAACCAGACGACAGCUCCACCCCCGCUGCUCCUCCCACUGUGCUGGAAGAGGAGGAGGACGAGGAAGAGGAGGCAGACGAGGAGUGUGUCAGCGCCCUGCAGCUAGUAGGAGAUUACGGGUGUGAGGAGGAGGAAGUCUUCUAGCCGCUGACUGACCUUUGACCUCCAGUGAACAAAUUCUCCGUCCAUCAGCUCCACUGAGACAGAUCAGUGUAACAGAGAUUGAUAAUCAAUAUCAGUGAUCAGUCAGUUUCUUCUUUAAUUGAACGCUGAUCACUUCGAUUGAUUUUUCGUGCCGCUCCUGUUGUUUAUACUGUAAAUAGAAAACUUUUAGCUUUUAGAUGUUUGUGUAUUUUUAUAUGAACGUGUUGUGUAAAUAAAAACGUAGAGACCAGAAAACAAACGAUAAAUCAAACAGCUGAUGUUUGUGUCAGUAGUGUGUGUUUCAUG